Molecule: messenger RNA, 1026 nt
Organism: Bipolaris victoriae FI3
Lineage: Eukaryota; Fungi; Ascomycota; Dothideomycetes; Pleosporales; Pleosporaceae
Exons: 4
Coding region: 1-1026 (341 amino acids)
Source: RefSeq, a predicted model, not a curated record
AUGGAGACCAUCACCAACCUUGCUACUACUGCUACUACAGCAGCUUCCAAGCUCAUCUACGGCGAUCAGACGCACAACAACGAAACUGCUGGCAAGGAGCCAAUCUCGGGCGAGAAAGGCGCUGGAACUGCAACUGACCCCUACGACAAGGGCAAUGCUGCAACCCCUCUAGCUACAGCCGACAAGACCGACUAUGUCGAUUCAUCUAACAACGAGACGGCCGGAAAGGAGCCUGUAUCUGGAGCAUUGGGCAAUGGCACUGUUAGCGAGCCGUUUGACCAGGGCAACGAUACCAAGGCGACUGAGACCGCAGCAGAGAAGACGUCUGGUUCGGAUGCUUUCUUGAAGUUGGACCCCGUUCACCAAAUCCAGGCUGAGACAACCACUUCUGCCCCUACCAUCGACUCUGCUAGCAAGAACGACACUUCCAACGUCGGCAUGCCCAUUACCUCCCUUGCUCCUGACACUGCUGUAUUGAGCAACAAUCCCACAUCAAGCGCAACAGAGACCACUGGCGUCACGGACAAGGUUUGGAAGGACACCCCACUAGAUGACAUCAGCCGCUCAGGUGCUCCGGGAGCUGGCCCUACAGCGCCCAGCAAUGUCACUUCUGCGACUCCCGGCCUUGAGGCGAACACCUCUGCCACCACCUCUUCUGAUGCCGCUAUCAAGACUUCAGCCCCCGACUCAGUGACGGCUUCGUCCGGUCUUUACUCUGGCUCCGAGCCUCAGCGUCCAGAAACCGAUGCUGGCCUCAACAAGACCGAAGCCGAGAAGGAAGCCGAGAAGCGUGAUACUCCGGCAUGGACAAACACGGGCGUGACUUCGGAUAGCAGCAAGUACGAAGAGGACGUUGCCAAACAAAACGCCGCUUCUCCAAAGGAGUCCAAGAGUACGUUAACACAAAAGGCCACGGACACUGGUCGCAAGUUGUCGUCUGAUAGCCACGAGGAGAAGGGCGGCAAGAUGUCGCACUUGAAGGAGAAGAUGAAGAACAAGCUUCACAUUGGCUCCAAGGACAAAUAG